Messenger RNA from Otolemur garnettii (small-eared galago), 1041 nucleotides. It is a transcript of the gene KRTAP29-1, whose product is annotated as keratin-associated protein 29-1. The transcript has a single exon. Gene Ontology annotation, molecular function: structural molecule activity. The coding region runs from base 1 to 1041 and encodes 346 amino acids. Gene Ontology annotation, cellular component: keratin filament. The record is from RefSeq and is a predicted model, not a curated record. NCBI's taxonomy places the organism in Eukaryota, Metazoa, Chordata, Mammalia, Primates, Galagidae.
AUGGUGGACAGCUGUUGUGCUGGAGACACCACUGCCAUUCCUGCUGCACCCACUGUCUCCACAUGCCCAGGUGGUGGCCGCAUCCGAUAUGCAAUCUGUUUGCCCAGUUCCUGCCAGAGCAGGACAUGGCAGCUGGCCACAGUCCAGGAAAACUGUCAGGUGUCCAGUGGUGCCUCAAGUGGCUGUGAACCUGCUUCAUGCCAAACCACCUGCCUUCCAUCUGCCUCUUGUGUGGGUUUUACUUGCCAACCCAUGUGCUCCCGCAUAGCUUCCUGUCAAUCUGGAGCUGGUCAGCCACCCUGCUUAGAUGCCACCAGGUGUCAGGUGAAGUGCUGUGAUACCAGUCCCUGCCAGCAAAGCUCCUGCCAGGAACCUGUCUGCACCUCUGGAUCAUGUCGGGCAGCUUGUGACCCAUCUGUCUGCUGCGAUGCUCUAUCCUGUCAGCCAUCCUGCUCUGAAGUGACCUCCUGCCCUGAAACAUCCUGCCCACCAAUCAUCUGUACAGCUAGUCCAAGCCAACCUACUAGCUACCAAGGAGGUUCAUGUCAACCCAUCUGGGGCAAAGGCCAGAUCUGUAAACCAGCAUAUUACCAACCCAUCUGCUACGUCCUCGAGACUUGCCAGUCACUUCCCUGCGUGCCUGCUCCCUGCCAGCCUUUGACUUAUGUGUUCAGUUCUUGUGAUCCUACCUGCUGUGUGCCCUCCUUUUGCCAACCAGCUCCUUCCAUAUCUUUCGUCUGCCAGCCAGUGGCUACCUGCCAGUCCUCUUGUUCUGCAUUGAAUUCUUGCAAGUCAACUUCCUGUGGUGCUGUGCUUUCUGGCCAACCAAUUUGUGACGACCCCCCUUCCCGUAACCAAAGAGGCUACAAAUCUUCUUCCCGUCAAUCAGCAUGCUGCGUGACAGGUGUAGGCAUACCAUCCAGUGGUGGCUCUCCUUGCUUCCAACCAACUUCCCCAAAUCUCUGCAAGGCAAACACUCGCUUGGUGACUUCCUGCCGACGCAGCUAUCAGUCCAGCUUCCGGAAGGGAGCGCUUUGUUGA